Molecule: messenger RNA, 816 nt
Organism: Cylindrotheca closterium
Lineage: Eukaryota; Bacillariophyta; Bacillariophyceae; Bacillariales; Bacillariaceae
Source: the annotation of a GenBank genome assembly
AUGACCAGCAUCGACAUUCAGAACCUCCAAGACUUCAGGACCUCCUGGAACAACCCAAGCGCCAAUGAUGGCAGCAAGAGCCCAAGAAGCGUCGACGAUUCCGUCUUUCACGUUUGGCAGAAGCCUGAUACUGGCUUUCACGAUCUAAAAAUUAGAUUUGAAGACCAGAUGUUUGGCGGUCACAGCAGCUUGGAUUCUGACAUUCACGUUGACGCUGACAUUGACAACGUUGACAACGUUGACAUUAACACAGCCAUCAACACCGCCAUUAGCAUUGACAUUGGCGAAACCAUCGUCUUUGACAAUCACAGUGACGAUGACGAUGAUGUCAUCAUGCAGAUCGACGAAAACGAAGGCUUGCUCAACUUGAAUGAGUAUUACGAUUCAAUUUCCAACGAUGUGGGUCGUCCGCAAGAACUAUUGGCCGAUGCCGUGUUGACCAACGUUUCCACUGCUGCUGAUGAUGACACCAAUUCAUUCUUUUCGUGUGAAAGCAGUGACACGCAUGACCGCAGGACAGCUUCCAUAUACCCUUUUCAACAUCAUCAUCAUCAACAACAAGAACAACAGCAGUUCCAAGAAUCUCUUCACAAACUCAACCAGAGCAUGAAGAAGUCCCAAGCAACUCGAAAGUCGCUCUAUGCCAAGACACCCAAGCUUAAGGAUUACCAAAGGUCUUCGACUGUUCGCAACGUUCUGCAUCGAAUCGAGUACUCGAGUCGUCAAAUCGACUCUUUCUAUCAUCAUUCGACAUCACCAGCGUCGUCGUCAUCAUCAUCAGCAAAAACAAGAAUGAUGACGACCUCCAUUUCAUGA